AUGCCUUCUGCAUUCGCUACCCUUGGUCUUCUCAUCUGCACUGCGUCGUUUGGUUACGCAGAUGUGUUGGUUGGAGCACCUUUGGACCAAAAUACGGGUGAUCCCGAGUUCAUG
Molecule: messenger RNA, 114 nt
Organism: Haemonchus placei
Lineage: Eukaryota; Metazoa; Nematoda; Chromadorea; Rhabditida; Trichostrongylidae
Source: the annotation of a GenBank genome assembly